Biomphalaria glabrata is the source of this 6398-nucleotide messenger RNA. RefSeq names its product atos homolog protein A-like. The coding region runs from base 251 to 4681 and encodes 1476 amino acids. Lineage: Eukaryota; Metazoa; Mollusca; Gastropoda; Planorbidae. The record is from RefSeq and is a predicted model, not a curated record. The transcript has 12 exons.
UAUGUCACGUGACUUUGCGAUGGGAUACAACAUUCAUGAUGAUAAACAGGUCUGACGAAUUGAACAAAACAUAACAGACUUUAUUUCCUUUGGGAAGUAUGAUACCCAAUGGAAGUCUGAUCAGAUUUAUCUACAAAUGUUCACCCUAUUUCUUUAGUCAGUUCUGUGUUAUUUUAAUCAGUUUAAGUCAUUGUAAGAUGAAAAAAAAUUACAGAAAAGUGCUUCUUCAAGUUCUUGUAGUUGAGUAACUAUGAAACCCAAAAAAGGAGAUUCUGGCUCAGAGAUGGAAGAAGACUUGAAAGAUCCCUUGCAGUUGACAAAGGAGUUGGUCCUGCUGAUUGUUGAGGCAAGAACUCCUGAUGUGUCAGUGAAGGGUAGAGUUGAAGGCCCCCACUGCCCUGUCCUGAGAGGUCGAGUGGCCCACAAAUGUACUGUUGACAAAGUAGAGUGCACCAGAGCCAGUGAAUUCUGUUGCCAGACUCACCAGUUGUACCAUAACAACAUCCCUAUUUGCUUGGACAUACUUUUCUUUCCUGAAUGUUACCAUGGCCUACAGGAAUCCCUGGCCACAGAAGGAAAUGGAGCCCUAGCAGCUGAAGAAAAUUCCCUCCUUAUUGAGAGAUGGACAAUCAAAAGCUUGAGGAGGAGGCAAGAUGAAGGUAUGUCUUCCAACUUAUUGCUCCAAGCUGUGAGAUCAUAUCUACAUUUCUCCCAGAUCAGUUCUUGGUUGUAUUCCACAGGAGGGAAACUGCCUGGAUAUUUGGUAUAUAGAGUCUAUGCACCUGGUGAGGAGGCCAACCUUCAGUUUUCAGAGCCGCCAGACAAACACACUUUCCCAGUUUGUUCUGCCAAACACACAGAGGUGACAGUCAGUGUACUGUCGCUCAAGAGACAACCCAGUGUCCCCAUCCUGCUAUGUACUCUCAGCAAAUCCUCUGAGAGCCAGUCACAGGCAGCAGGAGACAAGUGGCAGCAUGAUGCUACAGAUGAGGCAGCUCGAAUCAGUUCUUCAAGAUUUGUACAGAAUGGGAGCUCUGUGGAAGCAGGGACCCACUCUGCAUCCUCGGCAAAGUCCUCCAGAGGUGCAGUUUCUAAGAGGGCUGGUGAAGAAAAGAACGGCUGGUAUAAGCAAAAAAAAUCUGAUUCAAUUGGUGGUAAGUCAGAAAAUUAUCCACCAAAUGAUGCCACAAACUACCAGAAGCUGCAGGCUAAGUUCUACAAUGAAAGCUCCACUCAGAAAAAAUUAAUGACUGACCGAGAAGGAGCAAGGAAGAAAGGCAACAAGGUGAAGAAAAAAGAUGGAGAGAAAGAUGAGAGAAUAGAUCAGAGGAAGACAAAGUUUCAAAAAAAUCUUGACCAUGACAUGUUCAAUUGGGAAGAUACAAAUGAAGACAUGUUUGACCAAUCUGAGUUGAUGGUAGGACUUGUUGCUGGCAGCGCAAAGGAUAAAGUCAUGACAUUUAGUGAUAAGUCCAUAGGUACUUCACAGUUGGCAGAACAUCUUUUUUUAAGUCAACACAAAGACUUUGAACUCUUUCAAAGAAAAUCUUGUGAAAGGGCAUACAUAGAUAAACUUUCCAAACGACUUGGCACCAAAAAUCACAGACAAAUAAAAACAGUCCCUGAAAGCUGCCAUCUUGGCCAGACAUUUUUGGAGCCAGCUGCCAAGUUUUCAGAACAUUCAUACAAUAGUUCAGAGACAUUUAUGGAUGGUAUGAGUGCACAGGAUGUGGUUGGAAAGUUCAAUCGUGACUCCAACUGUUUCUCUGAGUUGUCAAUCAUGGUUCCACAUGUUUAUGAUAUUUAUGAAGACUCGGACAGCACGCCAGUGCCAUCUCCAAACCAGAUGACUAUUAGUUUUAAAGGCAGACCUGAUACAACGAUGGUAGAAAAGGCUUGUGAUCUGAGCUACAACAACACCUUUUCUCAAAAACCCAUGGUGAGCUGCUCGGAUUCCUGCUCUUUUUCAUCAUCUGUUCCAAAAGAGACAGAAGCAAAAUAUAGCCCCAACUCUCUCUCCACUUACCAGGAUAUAAGUGGCAGAGCAGCAGCAACCAAGGAAGUCUCCAGUAAAAUUGUGAUAGAUGGACCAAUCUCUCAAAACAAACCUCAUGCUCCCUGUUCUAGAAAACUUUUCCAAGAUAAUUUGCUACCACUGGUAUCUUAUGAUGCUAACAGUGACUCCUUUGUCCAGGUUGACCUUUCAACUCAGACGAAAGUGUUGCACAGUCCAAAAGUUCUUUUCUCCUGUGAUAUUCCUCAUGACUACAGCCAUAUUCAGCCAUCUCAAAAGAAAUGUAUCGAUUUUGGUGAAACAUGUGAAUCCCAGUACUUCAAAGACAAACUUCUUAGUGGUGUUCUGGAUGUCAGCUCUAUAAGCAAAUAUAUGUCCUGCUUAAAUGCAUUGUCAACAGACCUAGCAGAUAAAACCUCCAUGGAUGUGUCUGACAACACAAUUGUACAAGCUGACUCAGUGAAGUUUGAAGACUCUGAAAGCUCUUCUAAGCCUUGUCCUGGUAUGCAUAAUUCACGAGAUGAAUUCAUGUACAAUUCGAGUCACUCCUUGAAAACUACUUGUCAUGAAGGCUUUGCUGAAAGUCAGGCAGUAGGUAGUGAUGACGUGCUCCAGAAUGUCUUGGAAGACCAGCAUACAUGCACAAGCUCACCAAGUUUGUCUUCUUCUUCCUCAUCGUCCUCGUCAAUAUGUGUGCCUUCAUCUAGUCUUCAUGAAGUAUCAUCUUCAGAGCAGCUGGUUUGCCCAGAUGGUCUUGUGACCGAAACAUCUUUCAAGAACAGCAUGGAUGCCACUUCAACAUCAGCUGUCAAUCCUUUUUUAUACAACAAUAAAGAAAACAAUGUUACCUUAAGUCUUUCAACAGAUAGUGAUAGGCAACCUUUAAUUCAGGCUAAAGUUCAUGACCUUAACUCAUCUCUAAGUCCAACCAAUCUUAUAAACUCAGUCAUACUGACCUCUGGUCAAAAUGGAGCCAAUCACAGCAAUAGCAAGCACUUAUCAUCUGACCAAUCAGAGUGUCUUAACAGUUUGCUAGCGCAUUGUGAUGGUCAAGGUCAGUGUAUUCCCACCCACACACCCACCAUUAAAGAAUCCAAUAAAUCAUACUCUAGUCUUUCAAUUCAUUGUGAUAGGGAUGUCCGACAGUCUUCCCACCUUUUGUCAACUUCUAGCAAUACCAAUCCACUGAUUGCCAGUCAAACCAGUUCCUUCUGGACUGAGAACUCAUUGGAAACUGACUUUAUCAAAUCAGACAUCGAAACGGCUACCAAUUCUGGCAAUUGCAUAAAUUCUGACACUUGUGAUGUUAAUCAGAGAAAUAUAUCUUCAGAAUCUCAUUCAAAUACUUCCAAAAAGACACAAAAUGGUUCCAUGUAUGUACAUUCUUCAGUGCCUUUACAAAAGGACAAUCUUUGGCAUAACUCUAGUGAAUCUAAGACCAUCAAGGUCACCGCAGAGGCUGUAAAGUUUGGCCUUUCCUCCAAAAGAAACAGCGAUGAUGCCAAUGUGGUUUUCUACUUGUCAGACAACUCUGCUUCCCAAUCCACAAACGUAUCAACUAUGUUUAGCACUGACUUGCACACCGUUUCCACAUCUGACAUGGUGUCAAGCCUCUCUUUGGAGAGCAACCCAGAAAUAAGAUCAAGGACUAAUUAUGAAUCCAAGCCUAUGUCUGGCUCCCCACCCUUGCAUGGUGAUCCUCCAGGCUGGACCUCUGUGCCACCUCACCGGACAGUGUCCACCCCUAGCUGCAUGGACAGGGAAGAAAACACACAAGGUCAGAGGUCUGCUCAGCCUGGGAUGAUGAUGAGGAAGGUCGACACCACCAGUCAACUAGGCUUACGUAAGAUGGCAGUGAAGAGUGCUUCUAUGAUUUUUAACAGUCGCUCUGGUCUUCCUACACAGUCUAGUCCUGCACCAUUAAAAAGGAAUCCAGGGGGCAGUUUUGAUUAUGAUGCUAAUCUUCUAAACACAAGAGCUCUUAAAAAUGCAUUUUCAUGUUCCAAGUUGGCAAUGAACAGAAGUGCCAAGAGUCCAGAGAAUGAAGAAGAGAGGAAAAGAGCGCUAAGUACAAGUGCACCAGCAUCAACCAAUUGUUUGCUGGGAAAUUUUGAGGAAUCUAUACUGAAUGGUCGAAUUGAGCCUGUGGGUACAGUUGAAGGUUUUUCUGCUGAGGUUGGUGCCAGUGGUUCAUUUUGCCCGAAACAUCUUUAUCUUCCAGUCUCAGCAUUCUUCUUUGCAUUAUCCGAGGAUAACGCUCCAUCACCUUAUUUGGGCCAUAUAAACUUGGAAGUUGUCAGUAAAAAAGGUUAUCACAUACCAAAGAAAGGAACUGUUCAAGUUACUUUGUUUAACCCCAAUAAAACUGUGGUGAAAAUGUUUGUAGUGAUGUAUGACUUGUCAGACAUGCCAGCCUCCUCACAGACAUUCAUCCGCCAGCGCACGGUUUACAGCCCCACUGACAACAACUCUACUGCUCCCUCAUUUCUGCGAUAUCUCAUACAUUUAAGAUGUGCUAGCAGCCGCUCUGGCAAGAUUUACCUCCAUACUGAUAUCCGGCUGAUUUUUGCCAGGCACAAGCUGGAUAUUGAUGCCAAAAAUAUAUCCUAUGAGCUCAAAUCUUACACUGAAGGACCAAUUAACCCAAAAUACUCCCCUAAGAAAUAGUUGCAUAUAAUGUUAACAAUUUAUGAAAAAAACAAAAAACUAAUAGAUUUAAGCUAUUAGAUUUAUAAAGCUGCAAUAAAUAUAUUAUGAUUAAGUGCAUAAGAAACCAAUGUUGAUACCAAUUUAACACCAUGUUGGCAUAAUUAGUAAAUAAUUGCUUUACUAUGACAUAAUCAAGGAAAAAAUAAAUUUAACUAUUAAAUAGCUGGAUGUUCUCAUGUUUUACUCAAGGAAUCACACCAAACUUUGAAAUGAUUCAUAUUUAUGUAAGAACAACAAUCUAACAUCUUAUUUGAAAGUAUUAUUUAGCAUAAAAAAAACUUAAUUUUUUAAUUCUCUUAUUAAGUUUAGUUAAUAAAAUCUUUAGUUUCUAUACAAUUAUCAUUUUAAAGUGUUGAUACUAAAGUAUCUAUCCAGUUAUCUAAUAACCCCGCCAAUUAUCAUAAUAUCUCUAUUGUGACUUGUUCAGGAUUCUUUUUGAAUUCUAAUAUUGUCACAUUUUUUUAAAUUAAAAUAAAGCCCCAACAAAAACAAGCCAUGUUCUUUUGAAUGGAUUGAUUUGAUGACAUUAUCUUUAUGUUUGUUUUAUGAUUUGACAGCCAUGUGACCGGUGUAGAAGUUAUGCAUUAUUGUUCUGACAGUGAUAACAUUAAAACGUAUGGAUAAAUUAAAUGAAAACAUGUGUUAAAUUUACAAAAGCUGAAACUUUUGUUCAUUUUUCUAAGUACAUAUUUCAAUAAAAAAGUUUAAUAUACCCUCUGCUGAUGUACUGACAUUUUCGGAUGUAUCCUCAAUGCAAAGUUGGCUUUUUCUAUACUUGAAUUAAGAAUCUAGGCCAGUUUUGAUAAGUGAUGAAGGAUUGAUAUGCCUCAGUUUUUUAAAACAAAUUCCAGUCACAGGUCAUGUUUAUGGGAAAAAUGAAAUGUGUCAUAGAACAUAAAAAUUUGGGAACCAUUGGUCUUAAUGUUCAUGUCUGUAGUAGUAGUAGUACUGUCCUUUCCCUUCCAGUUUAGGAUUGUAAUUAUUCAGAUUCACGCGCCAUUUGAGCAUGGAAUAAGAUGCCUGUUUUACCCUGGAAAAAUAAUGACUUAGUUAUGUUUACAUUUUAAGUCUCUAAUUAACACACACCACUAGAUUGAUAAAUGGAUACACAUAGGAUGUAAUUAUUUUUUUUCUCUAAUUUGUUAAGAUGCUGCAUUCAUUUCCAGCAGGUCUACCUUUAUUUUAAGUCUUUACUCUUGAGUAAAUCUCUUAAAAUUUUAAUGUAACAGUAUCUGAAAGUCUAUUAUUUUUUCUCUUGUCACUACAUGAAAGGAAGAAUACACAGAUUUUUAAUAUUACUCAUAUGGAUCUAAUAUUCUUAUUAUAGUCAAGCCAGGAUCAAGAUUCGUACAGAAAACAUAACUCAUUAAAAUUGUGUACUUUCAAGAAUGUCCAUUGAAGAACUUAUGUGGUAGGUCUGCUGCAAUAUUACACUGUUUUGUGAUGAGAAUCUGUUUUUAGUAUAUUUGGGGUACCAUAGAUAUUUGUUGUAUAUUAGUCAUCAUCACUGCGAAGUUACAAUGGAGUAUAUAGUUAGUAAAUUUAAUUUCUGUAGCUGCUAAAGUUCUCCUUACAGAUCUUGGGGUCCAUGGAGCAGAUAAUGUACAGCUAACAUAGGUGUCAAGAGGGCUAAGUACGACACUUGGCUUGUCUUGGCUACCUACGAAGGGGUGUU